UUUUUUUUUUUUUUCCCUCACCCCGCCCAUCGAGCCGAGCCGUCACUCCCGAGUCUGACUAGUGCAUGUAGUAGUCACUGUCACAUUCUUUUUUUUCUCCGACACACCUCAUCCGCUUCAAACAUGUCUGACUUCUCGGACGAUCAAAUUCAGGAGUUUAAGGAGGCCUUCCUGCUGUUCGACAGAACAGGCGAAGGGAUGAUCUGUUACAGCCAGUGUGGGGACGUCAUGCGCUCCCUGGGACAGAACCCCGUCACGGCCGACGUCCUCAAGGUCCUGGGAAACCCCAAAGCGGAGGAGAUGAACACCAAGAUGCUGGACUUUGAGAGGUUCUUGCCCAUGCUCCAGACCAUCGCCAAAAACAAAGAUCAGGGCUCCAUGGAGGACUUUGUGGAGGGCCUUCGCGUCUUUGACAAGGAAGGCAACGGCACCGUCAUGGGCGCCGAGCUGCGCCAUGUCCUCACCACACUCGGAGAGAAAAUGACAGAGGAAGAGGUGGAGACUCUUCUGGCAGGACAUGAAGACGCAAACGGCUGCAUCAAUUAUGAAGCGUUUGUGCGCCACAUCAUGUCAGGCUGAGGGCCGGUACUGGCAGCGGAACUGGUCAGGAUGGUCAUGAACGGCUGAAGAUGAAAAGAAUCACGCUUUUUUUUUCUUUUGUCUUUUACCCUGUCACGGUUCCUCCUUUUGCAGUUCUCUGUCAGAAUCCCCCACAAGCUCCUUGAUAUGUCUGAAGACAUCACCUUGGCUACUGCCGUCAAGUCUAACAACAUGACUGACGUGAAUGAAUUCGUUAAGGAGUCUUGAAGCUUGCUUUGUUUGACACAUUCCAAGAUGCAUCAUCUGAGAUUUUUCUAACUCACCCAAUAUUGUCGUAACUCCUGCUACCAAAGCAUCAAAUUUGGAUGGCAAUUUCAUAUUUAUCCACACUGAUCUGCUUUGAUCGACUGUAAUAUUGGCAAAGAAUUUGGGCUCAAAACCGCUGGCUUGCUUUGUCAUUGUGGCAAAUCAGUCUUCUAAAAUUCAUAUUAUCCCUGAAUAGACAUUUCUUUCCCAUGCUAUUGAUAUCACAGUCUUUUUUGCAUUCGAAUAAAAGUCUCCUCAAACACGA
Syngnathus acus (greater pipefish) is the source of this 1111-nucleotide messenger RNA. RefSeq lists its product as uncharacterized. Gene Ontology annotation, cellular component: myosin II complex. The record is from RefSeq and is a predicted model, not a curated record. Gene Ontology annotation, molecular function: structural constituent of muscle; calcium ion binding. Bases 124 to 579 code for a protein of 151 amino acids. NCBI's taxonomy places the organism in Eukaryota, Metazoa, Chordata, Actinopteri, Syngnathiformes, Syngnathidae. The transcript is spliced from 7 exons.